AUGAAUAAAAUUGAAAUAUAUAUACAAUGUGCAAUAUUACUACUAAAUAUAUUUUUAAUUGAAAGUAAAAAAAUAUAUAUAAAUAAAAGAAAACAAAUUUCUUUUAUAAAAAACGGUCACUCAAUAUAUCAAAAUGAUGUUCUAAUCAAAAUAUGUAGAUGCACAAAAAAAUUUAAGCAUUCUUUCUAUAAUGUUAAAAAGAAAGACAAUGUUUUAAAUUUAUCAAAGAAUGAAAAUUUUAUUAAUGAUGAUUUAGUUGGCAAUUUCAAUAAAUUAUUAGAAUGUUUAAUGAAUAAAAAAAAUGAAUACAUUAGUGUAAAAAACGAUUUUACUAUAAAUGAUUUAAUUAAUUAUUUCGAGAAUAACUUAUCAUUACAUAAUAUAAAGUUUAUCCAUGAAAAUAGAAAUAAUUAUGGAUAUUUAAACAAUAAAAUAAAAGAUUUUAUAAUUGAAAAUAAAUUAGAAGUUAAUAAAAAUCUUGAGUUAUACUUAAAUAAAGAUAAUAAUAUGGAAAAUAAUAGUACAUAUAAUGAAAAAAUGACUAGUGGAGAUAAUCAGAUUCUAUGUAUGAGAGCAAAGAAAAAAAUUAGGAAAUCAGAAAUUAUAUGUAGCAUACCUAGUUCAUAUAUAAUUAAUUUUGAUAAUAUAAUAAAUCAAAUUAAGAAAUAUGUUGAUUAUUUUACCGAUUCAUAUAAUGUAAAUUAUAUAAAACAUAUAUUUAAAAAUAAGUUAGAGGAUCAAAUAAGUGAAUUAGACUCUUUAACAAUUUUAAAAUAUGAUAUUUAUCAAAAGCAUACGAAUUUCCUAACUUUUAUUAAAUCACCGAAUAUUUAUUUAAAAUAUUGGGAUAUAAAAUUAACAUUAAUAAUUGCAUACAUCUAUUUUAUUUCCAAAUAUAUAAACAUUCUACUUUAUGCUUAUAAUUUUAAUAAUACCGUUUUUCAUUUAUUGAAUAAUAUUUGUAGAAAAAAUUCCAACAAUAGCAGUAAGACUGCAAAAAAUUUUUUAAAUAAUAAUUUUCCAAAUGACAUCAAGAAAAAACAUAAUGAUAAAAAGAACACUUAUUUUGAUAAUACAUUAGAAAAUAUAUGCUACUCUUCCUUAAAUUGUAUAAAUGAAGUAAAUUGCAUACUAAAGAAGAAUGUUGAACAUGAAUUAAAAAAUCAUAAACAUUUUUUCUUCUAUAAAAAUUAUGAUUUUUAUAUUAAUUAUAUUGUACACAAAAAAGAGUUAAGUCAUUUACCAUUACAUUUCUCUGAUUCAUCAUUUUUUCUUUUUAAUAACGCUAAUAUAAAAAAUAUCAUAUAUUUUAGAAGACAAAUGAUUCAUGAAAUUGUAAAUUUAUAUAAAAAUGAUGAAAAUGAUAAUAAUUUUUUUUUUAUUGACAAAAAUAUUAUACAUAAAUUUUUAUUUACUAAUAAUAAAUAUUACCAGGAAAUUGAAAAUUUAAAAAAUACUAACAUCUUUAAAAAUGAUUUAAGUGUUCCUUUUUCAAAAAUAAAAAAUAAUACCAGUGUAGAUGUAAACAAACUAUAUCAUUUUAUUUUAUUGAAUGAUAAACAUUCAGAUAUUUAUAGACAUAAUAUGAAUAAUUAUCAGAAAAAUAAUAUAAAUAAUGAAAAGUGGAUAAACUGUAAUUUUAAUAAAGAGGCAAUUCAUUUAGAUAAUAACGAUAAAUGUCUAAAUAAGAAUUUAGAAUAUUUUCUUAAUUCUUCUGUUUUUAAUUCUUCUAUAUUAGAAUCAUUUGAAGAAUUUUUUAAUUAUAAAUUUUUAAUGCAUGUAUAUUCAUAUAUAUGCUCUCAUGCUAUAAAAAUGAAAAAUAACAUAAUUUUUUAUAAUGAAGAAAAGGAAAAAAAAAGUGAAAACAACUACUAUAUUUUAAAAGAUAAUAUUUUAAAUAGUAAUAUAAAAAUGAAACAAAAUGACAAAGUUUUGGAACAAAUACAUAUAAAAGAAUGUUCUAAAUAUGACUUUAAUGAAUAUGAAAAGAAAGAAAAAGAGGGAGAAAAUAAAUUCAUGUGCCUAAUUCCAUUAAUAGACGUUUGUAAUCAUAGCAAUUUUUAUGCUAAUUCUAUCAUAAAAAAGGAUAUGAAAAAAAGAAAAAGUUCUUUUUAUUCUUCUGAAGAUAUCAAAUAUGAUAUAAAUAAAAUGGAAUUUUCUGAUUGUAAUAUACAAGAUAAAAAAAAUGAGCAUUUGAUUAAACAAAAUAAAGUUAAUAAAAUUGAAAAUGAGAAUGAGAAUGAGAAUGAAACUGUUAAUAUAAGCGAAGCAUAUAAGACUAAAGGAAAUAUGAAAAACAAUUUAACUAAUUCAAUAAUUGAAGAUAUAGAAAACGUUCACUUAAUCAGUACAAAAGAUAUAGAUAUAGAUGAAGAAAUUACUAUUAGCUAUGGAAAUUUAAGUAAUGAUCUUUUACUAUUAGAAUAUGGAUUUAUUGAUAAAAAAAGUUUGAAAGUUUACUUUAAAUUUGAUGUAAAAAUAAUAAGAGAGAUCAUUUUACAAAUAUUGGGUUUUGAUAAAUUGCCUCUAAUGAUGUUAGAAAGUUUAGAAGCAGUUAAACUAAAUUUAUUUAGAAAACUUAAUGUUAUAUCUGAUGGAGGGAGUGUUUAUGAAAGAUUUGAUACUACUAAUAUGGAAAAUGCCAAAAUUACAAGAAAAAAGAGUGAAAUACUAAAUGAUUACUUAAGAAAAAAUAAAUAUUUUAAUGAAUAUAACAUAUUUAAAAUGAAAGAUCGUAUUAACAAAUUUUUAAUUGACGAAAAAAUCCAAUUUGCUGAUAAGAAAAAUUAUCUAUAUAUAGGUGGUGAAUCUAUUGUUGAUCCUAUUUUGUUAGCUACUAUAAGAAUAAUAAUUUAUGAUGAUAUUAAUCAUCUUUCUAAAAUAAAUAUAAAUGAUUUAUUAAAAUGGGAAAAUUACUUAUCAAUAUAUUCUGAAAUGAUUGUACUCCAAGUUUUAAUAAAAUUGUGUGAUGAAAUUAUUUAUCAACACUUUUAUGAUAUUAAUUAUGAAGAAAUAUUAAAAGAAGGAAGUAUAAAAUAUUCCAAUUUAAAGUUUUUACAAAAUAAAUUUUUACAAUUAAAUUUAUUUAACUCUGAUAAAUCUAUAAAUGUUUUUCAAAAUAAUAAUUUUAAUAUUGUUAUACAUAAUAUUAUGAAAUUAAAAGAAUUACAAAAUGCAAAACUUAAGCUUACUGAAAGAUUUAAUCAAAUAAAAAAUCUCUUAAAAAAAUAA
This is a messenger RNA of Plasmodium relictum, 3231 nucleotides long. RefSeq names its product conserved Plasmodium protein, unknown function. Gene Ontology annotation, molecular function: protein-lysine N-methyltransferase activity. NCBI's taxonomy places the organism in Eukaryota, Apicomplexa, Aconoidasida, Haemosporida, Plasmodiidae. The transcript has a single exon. Gene Ontology annotation, biological process: peptidyl-lysine monomethylation. The record is from RefSeq and is a predicted model, not a curated record. The coding region runs from base 1 to 3231 and encodes 1076 amino acids.